GUGAAGUGUAACGCAGUUCUCACAAGGGAGAAGAAGAGCAUCUCGUUUCUAAAGCUCAGGACUAGAGUUUAACAUUCUUUUAAAAUGCAGAAGGGCUCGUUUUCUCUCACCACAUCUGUUCGGAUUUUCUAUGCGCGACUCCUCGGAUUUUGUUUCCUGUACUUCUCACAAGUUGCAGGUACAAAAGCUGAAUGUCCUGUUCAGCUCAACCAGAAGAGUGUUGUUGUGAGAUACGGCGGUUCUGUAGCAGUUAACUGUAGCGCUUCAGUCCCACAUAAAGGGAUGGGAUGGGAAGCCAGUGAGGGAGCAGUGCCCAUGACCACAGACAGUCUGAUCACAUGGAAUGUGUCAAAUCUGAUUGAAUGGGACAUACAGCCAUUCUGCUUCAUAAACCAUGAGGAACAGUGUCAAGUAGAGCUCCCAGUCACUAUUUACAAGACUCCAGACAGUGUGUCCAUCAGCAUUGUGGAUCACAGCGGACCAAUGAUAGAGGGAAAGCAGUAUGAGCUCCAGUGUGAUGUUCACGAUGUGGCUCCUGUUCAGUAUCUCACUGUCAAAUGGUACAAAGGACAGACUCUGCUGAAUCAAACCACCUUCACUGACGCUAGCAAGACUCCAGUGAAUGAAACCACCACACUCCUGAUCCGUCCAGACAGAGCUGAUGAUGGAGCUCAAUACAGGUGUGAAGCAGUGCUGGAACUGGGAGCAGAAGGACCUCAACCUCCUCCAAAAGAAAUAUCAGACCCUUUCAAUAUCACUGUAUAUUUUAAACCGAUCAUCAAUGAGACCAAACUGCCCUCCAUAGUGCCUGUGUUUCGAGGGUAUCCAGAGGUGCUUGUUUGUGAAGCCGAGGGAAACCCAAAACCAACAAUCAGCUGGAGCCUCGGCGCAAAUGUUAUAGUAUAUAAUGAAACUCUUACUAUAUCAGAGUCAACACCUGAGUAUGUGUACUGCGAUGCAAACAAUUCUGCUGGCAGGACCAUCAGACAAGUAAACGUGUACAUACAAGAUAUUUCCAUCAGCACUGUGAAUCACAGAGGACCAAUGAUAGCUGGCGAGUGGUAUGAGCUCCAGUGCUUCAUUCGGAAUGUGGCUUCUUUUAAGAUUGUUGAUGUGAGAUGGUACAAACUGAAUCAAAUCAACGUCACUGACACCAUCAAGACUCCAGCCAAUUUAACAUAUAAAGUCCCGAUCUGCCCAGACAGAGCUGAUGAUGGAGCUCAAUUCUGGUGUGAAGCAGAAGGACCUCAACGUUCAACAGUGUCAUCAGAACAUCUCAGCAUUACUGUACAUUUUAAACCGAUCAUCAAUGAGACCAAACUGCCCUCCAUAGUGCCUGUGUUUCGAGGGUAUCCAGAGGUGCUUGUUUGUGAAGCCGAGGGAAACCCAAAACCAACAAUCAGCUGGAGCCUCGGCGCAAAUGUUAUAGUAUAUAAUGAAACUCUUACUAUAUCAGAGUCAACACCUGAGUAUGUGUACUGCGAUGCAAACAAUUCUGCUGGCAGGACCAUCAGACAAAUAAAAGUUGUAUUAAAAGAGGAUUACCUGCCCUUAAUAAAAUUGACCAAUUCAUUAAAAAUGAUGUAA
Messenger RNA from Sinocyclocheilus grahami, 1587 nucleotides. Its product is annotated as hemicentin-2-like. The record is from RefSeq and is a predicted model, not a curated record. Gene Ontology annotation, cellular component: membrane. Gene Ontology annotation, molecular function: integrin binding. The transcript has 7 exons. The coding region runs from base 85 to 1587 and encodes 500 amino acids. Gene Ontology annotation, biological process: cell-cell adhesion. Lineage: Eukaryota; Metazoa; Chordata; Actinopteri; Cypriniformes; Cyprinidae.